Molecule: messenger RNA, 2013 nt
Organism: Epinephelus moara (kelp grouper)
Lineage: Eukaryota; Metazoa; Chordata; Actinopteri; Perciformes; Serranidae
Exons: 12
Coding region: 25-2013 (662 amino acids)
Source: RefSeq, a predicted model, not a curated record
UUAGUUUUGGGUCUGUCUGCCAUCAUGAACACAUCUCUCCCUUCAGGUCCUGCAUCUCCAGAGCUCCAGAGAAACAGAGAGGACUUUCCUGCUUCGCUAGACAAACUACGGCAGCUGAUAGAAGACAAAGUUCACGUCCUACAAUCCCCCUUCGCUGAGGAGCAACAGGGUUUGGUGUGUGAGGAGAGCACAGGGAGAGGAGGACUGUGGAGGUUUGCCAUUUUGAGCGAGGAGCUGACCUUUCACCUCAAGCAGCUGCAGAGACAGACAGAGCAGGAGCUCCGCAACAUACACACACAACUCUUGCAGAUCGAAGGCCGCCAGCAGCCGCUGACCACUGAGCUUCUAAAUCUUCAGGAGAAGAAGAAACAGACCGAACAAGAGCUAAAGAGGAACUCCAGUCUUCAGACGUCCACUUUUCAGCUGUGUGCAUUUCGAGAGCUUCAGGCCUCCAUCACCGAGUGUUUGCUCCAAUCAGAGAGGUUGGUGUUCCAAGAAGAGGCACUGAUCACACUCCGUAACCUGCUGACCCAAGACCUGCACCGAUACCAGGAAGAGACGCAGAGACUCACCUGUUUCACACAGAAGAUACUCAAACAGUCCAACAGAGGGGAAGCGUUCACCAGCAGACAGAGUGACCACAGCAUGCAGGGAAAGAACGAGACAGAAACAGAAAACAACAUGCAUUCACCCGAUUCCACUUCGUCCCAGUCACCAAUUAGUCCUCACCAAACCACCAAUGAAGAAGAGGCAAAGCAGGCCUGGAGUGCCAAUCAUAAGAAACCAGCUGCAGGUCUGUCCCGUGGUACAAACCUGCGCCGAGCCGGCAGCGUCAAAGACCUGAUCAAUAAGUUCUCUGGUUCAGAUGCCCCACAGAGCCCCACCUCUGGAGCAGGGAAAGUCGCAAAAUCUCCUUCUGCAGAGGCUCUUGAGUCUCCAAAGUCUAGGUCGAGUCCAUCCACACCAAUUAGUGUCGGACAAGAUGAGGUUCUAGUUCCCAGCAUCACUGUGACGCCUCCGUUCAGGGAGACCGGUCAGAAUGUGGCUCGAUCAGCUCAGAGAAGCACCAGUACUAGUCAGAUCACUGCGAGAAUUGAUUGUCCAGUAGGAAGCAGCGCUAAGAAGACUGACUCAGAAGCAAAGAACAAAAUGCAAACCCCAGUCUCUGGUAGAGACUCGGUGGCUGACUCCGGCAUGGGAUCGGAGUCUGAGUUUGAUUCAAACAAGCAGCCCGACAGCCCGUCUGAGGAUGAGCCCACCACACCCCGAGCCGUGCCACCCACCCAGAACCCGAAAUAUCAGCUGUUCCUCAACAAGGAGCCCAAAACCAACGGGUUGAGCGGCAGGGAUGCAGAUGGCCCAGGAGGCGGCGGGACGGUGGGGGAGAACGGCCCCAGGCUGGCGCGAUGGGAGACCAACCGGCUGGGGCUGAACCACUUUAAAGGUUCCCUGGAGUCCCUGGCCUCACGGGACUGGGACACUACGUCUGACAGGUGGGGUGUUGAGAGCCCUCCCAGAGUGUUCAACAGUCCAUACGCCACGACUUCCUCCAUGGAUUACAACCCCAUGUACCGAAUGUCUGAAUUCAAGGUAACAGGCGGACUGUCUCCUGCCACUUCAGAGAUGAACCUGUACAGCUUCAACAGCCGCAGCACCAGUCCAGUGAGCAUGCCCACGCCAACCCUCGCCUCUUCCCGCCCCCGAUUCUCUGCCUACGACACUCUGAGGAGGAGGAACGAGGUCACCAACACUGUGGUACCCACCACCACCCACUACAGCAUGCGCUCUGCCACUCUGGGAGCACCAAAUAAGAAAGACUACAUAGAGGAGUUGACCAAACAGAUGGACGUCCUCCAGAAGCGUAACCAGUUCCUGGAGGCAGAGAGUGUGGAGAUGGAGAAGGAGAGGAACCAGAUAAGGUCAGACAUGGUGUUAUUUCUCUGUCUUUCUUAUUCUCCUCUUUGCUUCCCCUUUGGUCUCAUUUUCUUUUUCUAUGUAACUGUACCUGUGUAA